Messenger RNA from Pseudogymnoascus destructans, 330 nucleotides. RefSeq lists its product as uncharacterized. Lineage: Eukaryota; Fungi; Ascomycota; Leotiomycetes; Thelebolales; Thelebolaceae. The coding region runs from base 1 to 330 and encodes 109 amino acids. The transcript is spliced from 2 exons. The record is from RefSeq and is a predicted model, not a curated record.
AUGAGUGAGGCGUCUCUUCUUUGGGAAUGGGAAUGGCAGUUCGGCUUUUAUGAGACAAUCAGAUCUGAUUCUGAUUGUGGGAGUGGACUGGGAGUGGACUGGGAGUGGACUGGGAGUGGACUGGGAGUGGACUGGGAGUGGACUGGGAUCUGGGACUGGGAUCUGGGACUGGACUGGGAUCUGGGACUGGACUGGGAUCUGGGGCUGGACUGGGACUGGGAUUUGGGACUGGACUGGACUGGGACUGUCUUCCUUGCGUCUCCUCGUGUCCACAGCGGAGAAGAGUCGGGAAUAAAGGUCUUCCUUGUAUUUCGAUCGGGGUUUGGAUGA